Molecule: messenger RNA, 1820 nt
Organism: Mesoplodon densirostris (Blainville's beaked whale)
Lineage: Eukaryota; Metazoa; Chordata; Mammalia; Artiodactyla; Ziphiidae
Gene: PRKAG1
Product: protein kinase AMP-activated non-catalytic subunit gamma 1
Exons: 12
Coding region: 539-1435 (298 amino acids)
Source: RefSeq, a predicted model, not a curated record
AUGCUAUGUGGUAUGAGGGAGUGAUACAAAGAAGUAUAAGAUAGUUCCAGGCUUCCAGGAAUUUACAGUCUGUUUGGAUAGAUAACGAACAAAAUAACUGUAGCACAGUGCAGUAAAUAAGUAUCAUACACUGGGUACAAUAAUUUCUACAGAAGUAGCUGUUUCUGUGUCUUUGUAUAGAUCUUUGUAAGACUGCUUUACUGCUGAACAGACCUCUUUCCCACUUAGAAGUGAUGAGGCUGUUGUUCCGAUCGUUUUGCCAAAAUGCCAGGCCAUGCUGAUAGCCUUAUGCUGCCCAGACAGAAGAGAGGGAGAUUAUCCCCUGCCCACACCCUGGCCCAUUAGAGGAGGGAAGUUUAGGGCUGUCCUGCCAACUUGACCCUGUUUACCAGCCAACCUCCCAGGUUCAAGCCAAGGCCUUUAACUUCAUGUUACUACAGCAGCUGUGGAGGUCACUUCUUCAGAUAACUACUCAGCUCUGGAAAAUGAGCAUCCUCAAGAGACUCCAGAAUCCAACAAUAGCGUGUAUACUUCCUUCAUGAAGUCUCAUCGCUGCUAUGACCUGAUUCCCACAAGCUCAAAAUUGGUUGUAUUUGAUACUUCCCUUCAGGUGAAGAAAGCUUUCUUUGCUUUGGUGACUAAUGGUGUCCGAGCUGCCCCUUUGUGGGAUAGUAAGAAGCAAAGUUUUGUGGGCAUGCUGACCAUCACUGAUUUCAUCAAUAUUCUGCACCGCUACUAUAAAUCAGCCCUGGUACAGAUCUAUGAGCUGGAAGAACACAAGAUAGAAACUUGGAGAGAGGUGUACCUACAGGACUCCUUUAAACCACUUGUCUGCAUUUCUCCUAAUGCCAGCUUGUUUGAUGCUGUUUCUUCAUUAAUUCGAAACAAGAUCCACAGGCUGCCAGUGAUUGACCCGGAAUCAGGCAACACCUUGUACAUCCUCACCCACAAGCGCAUCCUCAAAUUCCUCAAGUUGUUUAUCACUGAGUUCCCCAAGCCAGAGUUCAUGUCUAAGUCUCUGGAAGAGCUACAGAUCGGCACCUAUGCUAACAUUGCUAUGGUCCGCACUACUACCCCCGUCUAUGUGGCUCUGGGCAUCUUUGUACAGCACCGAGUCUCAGCCCUGCCAGUGGUGGAUGAGAAAGGGCGUGUGGUGGACAUCUACUCCAAGUUUGAUGUUAUCAAUCUGGCAGCAGAAAAGACCUACAACAACCUAGAUGUGUCAGUGACCAAAGCCCUGCAACAUCGAUCGCAUCACUUUGAGGGUGUCCUCAAGUGCUACCUGCAUGAGACUCUGGAAACCAUCAUCAACAGGCUGGUAGAAGCAGAGGUUCACCGACUUGUAGUGGUGGAUGAGAAUGAUGUGGUCAAGGGAAUUGUAUCACUGUCUGACAUCCUGCAGGCCCUGGUGCUCACAGGCGGAGAGAAGCCCUGAGCCAGGGGAAGGGGUCAUGCAGCACCAGGGGUUAUGCCCCACUCACUGCCUGCCCAAAGCUCUGGGAACCAGAGACGAGAACUUUAGAGAAUUGUGACUCUGUUCCCUGCCCGGGAGCCCCCUACCCUUCUACAUGGGAGUGAGGGAAGGUGUGGGGGAGGAAGGAGAAUGGAUUUUUAGCUGUCCUUAUCCUCACCCUUGAGGAAAACUUUCAGCCUAGUCCCCGUCCACUUAGACAUAGCCCCCUUUCUGUGCCCCUCAGGCAAAUUCUGAUCUCUGAGAGAUCCCCAGACCUCACCCAGCCUUUGCCUCUAUCUGUCCCUGACUCCACCCUAAGAUAAUGGACACAACAAAACUCUUCAUAAAGAUAUUUUUAUUCAUCCUG